Molecule: messenger RNA, 3717 nt
Organism: Caenorhabditis briggsae
Lineage: Eukaryota; Metazoa; Nematoda; Chromadorea; Rhabditida; Rhabditidae
Gene: Cbr-spd-5
Product: Protein CBR-SPD-5
Exons: 7
Coding region: 1-3717 (1238 amino acids)
Biological process (GO): regulation of synaptic plasticity; neuromuscular synaptic transmission; maintenance of presynaptic active zone structure
Cellular component (GO): cytoskeleton of presynaptic active zone
Molecular function (GO): structural constituent of presynaptic active zone
Source: RefSeq, a predicted model, not a curated record
AUGGAGGAUAACUCAGUGUUGAAUGAGGACUCAAACAUUGAGGAUGUCGUUGGAAGACCGACAGCGAAUCUCCAACAAUCUGGCCAUUCUUCUGGGAAUCCACGAAAAUCGAUGUCUCAGCCUUCUUUGGCAAUUAUUGGAGAAAGUGGAGAGACUUCAUCUACUGCGGCAGCUCGCAAGCCUGGAAUGUCUGGCUCAUUUUCCAAUUCGAACGUCAGAAGCAUUCCAAUCAUCCAAACAUGGCACGAAAACGAGGAGCUGAAGGGCCAGCUUUAUAGCUUGCGGUGCGAGGUGCAGAUGCACGAGCGACGGUACCUUGAGGCGAAAGGAGUAUGCCACAAAAAAGUUCAAGAUGUCCUUGAUGAAUAUGUAGAGAUGAAGAUCGCUCAAGAAGACUAUGACGAGAAAAUGAGAGACUACAAAAUGCUCCAGAAAGAACUUCAAGAUAUGCAGAUUAAGUUGGAUAAUUCGGAGAGCAACUUUGCCGGGCAAGUCGAUCAAUUUGAUAAACAGAGGAAGGACAUGGAGCAGAGAAUUCGUGAUCUAGAAGCUACUACAGCACCAGAUCCGAACAAUACCACAUAUGGCACACUUCGCGGAACGCUCGAUGACAUAAUGAAGAAAGAUGACCCAGAUUUCACUUUGACAUCUGGUUAUGAAGAGAGAAAGAUUGCUGAGCUUGAGAAUAAACUUCUCUCUGAAAUGGACAAAGUUGCCGAGCUGGAAGAUCAAAUAAAGAGCUUGCUGGCGGAGGUUGAAGACCAGUCAGCCAGACUUGCUCAGUCGGAAAACAUCCGUAUCCAGUUGGAAGCAGCUGCCUCUCAAGUCAUUCCUAGUGCGAACGUUCCCAACUCUACGUUUGUCAUCGGAAACGCUCGUGAAUCACAAACUGAAGAACAGAUUAAGUACAUCGACGAGCUCGAAACUAAACUCACUGAUGCGAAAAAUGAAAGCGAGAAGGCACGGUUGGCUCUUGUGGAGUACAUGAACAGAUGUAGCAAAUUGGAAAAUGAGAUUCAUAGAUUGAAGAAGUCGACUUUCGAUUCCUCCUCUGUACUGAUUGGCGGUCAGAGUUCCGAAGAGUUGAAGGCACAGAUCGAGAAAGUGACCGGAGAGUUGAAGGAAUUACGUAAUGAGAAUCGCUAUCUUCGUAUUCGAUGUGAUCAUUUGACUGGUGGAGAUGGAAACCUCAGUAUGUCGCUUGGUCAAAGUCGAUUGAUGGCUGGAAUAUCUCCCAGCGAUUUGGUAACAUCUAUGCAGGAGAAUGAAACAGGCGGAACAUCGAUGCGCAUGCUUCCCAGAGAGAGUCAAUUGGAUGAUUUGGAGGAGAAUAAGCUGCCACUUAUGGACACUAGUGCCGCUGUGAGAAGUGUUAGUUCGAAAUUUGAAACUAGAUGUAAAAAUAAAAAUGAUGCGAUUUUUCAGAAGGAAGCAUUCGAUGCAGCCUAUAAUGAUUUCGAAUCGCUCAAGCAAGGUCUGACAAGCUCUUUCAAUGCGUCUAUGCCACCACCUGACAGAGACGCCACGCAAUCAUUCCUCAGUCACAAGAGCUUCAAGAACUCGCCAAUGAUGAAGCCAAAACCACUGCACAUGCUUUUGAAGAGUCACCAAAACGAGACUGCUGAACAGAUACAGAAUCACUCGUUCUCUACAAAAACUGCAUCUCUCCAAGCUUCGCACUGUCACAUGCCACUCCUUCAAGACGUACAACACAUUCUCGACUCAUCAGCCAUUCUUCUUGAAGGACAGCACGAAGCUGCUGCAAACACGGAGAAGAUGCAAGCGAAGAUGACCCAGAUCAGAGACGCGCUCUCGCGUCUUUUCGAGAGGCUGAAGUCAUCUGCAGCGUUGUUCGAAGAUAUUCUGGAAAAGAUGGGAUCAAGCAGUCCAUUGGCCGACCGCAUCAAGCAGAUGAAGUUGGCAUUUGAGACCAGUAUUUCGGAUCAUGCCGAUGUAUCAGGGCUCCUUGAAGCAGCUGAAAAAGAUCUUCACACUAUGUCAGUCAACUUCUCGAUUCUCGAAAAGUCGAUCAUCACUGAAUCUUUUGUUGCUGACGUAUCAAGAAGAUUCACAAUUGCACCGCAUUCUGAAGAUGUUGCCUCUUCGUCACUUCUUAAUGCAUCCUAUAGCCCAAUCUUCAAAUUUUCAAGCAAUACAAUUGAAGUGGAGAAGCUUCAAAAUGAAGUCGCAGAAUUGAGAAGCGAACUCGACAAGGCUCGUGCAAGAGAGUUGAAGUCCCCUCUACAAGGCUCACCGGGGCGAUUGUCAGAUGUACAGAUCAAGGCAGCUCAGAACUUCGAAGAUCUUGAAGUGUGUCAGGCGACACUCAAAAAAAUCGAAUCAGAAAAGGCCGAGCUGGAAAGUGAAAUUGCUAAGCACGAGCUUACUCAUCACCGACUUGUCAACGAGUUAGAGGAAAUUCGGAGAGAACUUGAGAAAGCAUCGAUUCGUGUUUCCACAGAGCGCAAAGCUCGCUUACAAGCCGAAGAAAUUCUGGAGGAAACGAAAAGAUCUGUUCAACAACUCAAGAAAGAACAUGAAAAUGCUAUGAUGAUUGAGGUUGAUUAUCGUGUCACAGAAGCUCGUGAGCAAGUUGAAAGAGAGAGCAAGCAAGUCAUUGAAAGUCUUUCGGUCGAACUUCGCACUGCGUUGGCUGAAGAGAACGCGGUCCGGGAUCACUUGGAGGAAAUGAAAGAUGAAAUGCAGAAAUUGAAACGAAGAACUAAAGAAGCAGAAGACAAGGUCGAAUUCUCAGCCAAUGAGAAGCAGGAGAUGAUGGGACACAUUGCCAAUUUAGAAGAGCAUCUCGAGAAAGUUUCUCUCCAGGAAAAAGAAUUUACCGACUGUGAUGCUAAAUUGACAGCUAGAAAGAAGGAAAUCGAGUUGAUCAAAUCACGAGACGACAUGGAGUUGGCCGCUAUUGAAGGAUUGGAACGGGUCAGAAAAGAGAUUGCUGAGCUGACCAAGAAGACUUUGAAGGUUCCUCUUAUCAAAGGGGAUUCAUCCUCAAUUCAACAUGUUUGCGACGAGAUUUGUCGUCGAAUCAGUCGAGAGAGCCAGCUGCAGCAUGAAAGUGCGGAAACGCUGAAAUACGUCAAUGAUAAAAUCGAAAGUCUUCAAAAGGACAACAACGAGUUGAAGGCAUCAUUGAAGGCGGCAGUUGUGAAUAACGAAAAUGUGCCACCCGUCGAAGCAAACGGCCCAAAAACAGCGUCCACAUCAACAAAGCCAAAGGAACCAUCCAAUUUCGUCAGCCCAACACGUCAACUGCUUCACGAGUCAACGAUGGCGGUUGAUGCUAUUGUCCAGAGACUGAAAAAGACCCAUAACAUGUCUGGAAUGAACUCGGAACUCAAGGAAACCAUUGUUAAUUUGAUAAACGAAUCAAGAACACUUCGUGAUUAUCUGCACAAAAAGUUGAUUUUGUUCAAGGGAAUCGAUAUGACAAAAUGGGAGAAUGCGUCGGUUGAUAAGUUGGUCGAGAAACUUGGACAAUAUCAACAGGAUAAUUUGAUUCUUGAGGAAGAAAUCAAGAAAUAUAAGAAGGAGUUGAAACUUACCAAAGCGGUCGUUCCAGUGAGUUCGAACUCUACCGAUGAUCUGACGACAAUUAUUUUUUUUCAGAAUCUUGGUGCUGAUGUUCAGGAGAGAAUCAAGAGAGAGAUCGGUGGAAUCGCCAAAGAUAUGGGAGCUGUAAAAGAAUUGAGAAAGAAGUAA